This is a messenger RNA of Hemisphaericaspora subhashii, 1104 nucleotides long. RefSeq lists its product as uncharacterized. The record is from RefSeq and is a predicted model, not a curated record. NCBI's taxonomy places the organism in Eukaryota, Fungi, Ascomycota, Pichiomycetes, Serinales, Debaryomycetaceae. The coding region runs from base 1 to 1104 and encodes 367 amino acids. The transcript has a single exon.
AUGUCAACUACAGCCUAUAAACCUCCAAUAAAACUCUCAAUGGAAGCUCAAUAUCCACUUAUAAGAUCAAUAUUAGAUCUCCCACAUGAAGUAAUUGCGAGAAUCCUUUUCUAUCGAUUUAGACAAGAUAAAACUUUUGAAUAUAUUUAUCCCAUGAUUAUGACAUGUCGAGAAAUGUAUUAUCAAUUUCACCAGAUAUUAUAUACACUAAAACCUUUAUUUCUUGGUGUUUCCAAACAUAGAAAUAUAGGGAUAUGUUCCAAAGAAGGUAUUACUCAUCUUGUUGAAAGUAGAUUAUGUGAACAUAUUAGAAGAAUUAAUUUAUCAAUAAGUCUGUUUCUUUUACUUUCUUCAAAAGUUUAUCAAUCAUUUAUUCUUGAUAAUUUAUUUCAUUUUAAGAAUUUAAAAGUUGUUACGGUUAAGAUUAUGUCAGUUUCUUGGUUAACUUGUUUAAAUAAAUUACCUAGAUCUGUUUUAGAAUUAGAAUUAGUUCUUGUUGAUUCCAUUAGAAUACCAUGGAGCAAUUCACCCGAUUUUACUCAAUAUCCUCCUGAGUUUCAAUUGAAAGCAUUUAGAUUUAAAGCUCAUUUUCCAAUUACUAAAAAUAAAUAUUAUAAGAUUGCAUUUUUAAAUAAACUUUGGAAUGGGAACAACAACAGUGGUGGAAAUAACAAUACAUCAAUGCAUGCUCCUGAAUUAGUCUUUGAUUCAAAUGAAGGUGAUUAUUAUAAUUUUCCCAAAAAUGAUAAAUCCCUGCCAGCAAUUAUAUGUCGUUUCUUACAAUGCUUACUUGAUUAUAAUAGAAACACAUUGGAAUAUAUUGAAUUAAAAAUGGCCAGUAUUGCUAUGUUAUUUACACCAAAACUGAAUUUCUAUUUCCCAAUGCUUAAAUUAAUUAUAGUUGAUCAAACUAGUCAAAUCCCAAUAUAUUUGGUACGCCAAUUAUUAGGUCCGAAUGGGGCAAUUAUGUUUGUACUUAAUUCUUUAAAACCGGAAGCUAUUAAAUUAACAUUAACUGAAGAUAAUAAAUUACUUAGAAAGAGAGCUCAAUAUGAUCAAGGAAUUAUAAAAGUCUUAAAAGAUCAAUUCAUAAAUUUAAAUUGA